AUGGGAAUCUUUAACGCACAAGUAUUGCUCGCUGCAGCUUACUACCUCACCUCGGCUUUGGCCUUGACAAUCACUGAGGAUACCGUGGUGACCUCGCCAGUCAACUUGGAGAUUGGUGAGCUUAACAUCAACGAAGGUGUCUACUACUCCAUCGUCAACAACGCUCUUACUGUUCUUGGUGGUAACUUGGACAACAAGGGUCAGUGGUUUGUUACUUCCACCAAUGGUUUGGCUGCUUCGGUUACCGUCGCUUCUGGUUCUAUCUUGAACACUGGUGACAUUGCUUUCAACGCUUUGAAGGCUAGUGUGGUGACCAACUUCAACUUGGACUCCGUUGGAACCUUCUCCAACUCGGGUAACAUCUGGAUGGGUAUCCCAGUCUUUUCUUUGGUUCCUCCUAUCAUCCUUGGAUCUGCCUUGGACUGGUCUAACUCUGGAAAGAUCUACCUUCGCCAGGAGACAGGCAGAGCCUCUCCAAUCACCAUCUCCCAGGCUAUUGGUACUGUUGAAAACACCGGUACUAUCUGUAUUGAGCGUUUGAACUGGGUUCAGACCACUACCAUCGAUGGUGACGGUUGUAUUAACGUCAUGGCUGACGGUCACCUCCAACUCGAGAUCUCCCCAUGGAACGUUGACGAGGAACAGACCAUCUACCUUUCUACCGACUCUUCUGCUUUGUCUGUUCUUGGCUUGGAGCCAAGUCUUUUGGGUACCAAGACUUACACUGUUGUUGGUUUCGGUAACAAUAACGAGAUCAGUGUCAACACUGGUUUCACCAAUUACUCCUACUCCAACGGUGUCUUGGAGCUUUCUUUCUUCCUUGGUGUGUUCAAGAUUGCUUUCAACAUUGGUCCUGGUUACCAGAGCUCUGGCUUCUCUACCAACGGCCCAGGUAACACUGGUACUACCAUCACUUACAGCGGUGCCUACAGUGGUGAUGUUCCAGACAUCUGCUUGUGUCAGGACUUCCCUACUCCACCAACUGAGCAGUCCCUGCUGAGUCUGGCUCUGAGCCUGGAGCCACCAUCGCUGUCGUCUGAAGCCCCAAGCUCUUCUGCUCCUGAGUCUUCUACUACUGACGAGAGCUCUUCUGCCCCAGAGUCUUCUGCCCCAGAGUCUUCUUCUGCUCCAGAAUCCUCCCCAGCUCCAGAAAGCUCCACGCCAGCCGAGUCUUCGCCAGCCGAGUCUUCUCCUGCCGAGUCUUCUCCUGCUGAAUCUUCUCCUGCUGAAUCUUCUCCAGCUGAAUCUUCUCCUGCUGAGUCUUCUCCAGCCGAGUCAUCUCCUGCUGAGUCCUCCCCAGCUGAGUCUUCUCCAGCUCCAGAGACCUCUACCGACGACAACAAGCCACCAGCUGAGAGUACCGACGAGGAACCAACCACCGACCGCCCACCAUUCACAACAUACACUUCUACUUGGCCAACCACUGAUGACCAUGGCAAGACCCAGACAGACUCCGGUGUUAUCAUUGUAACUACCGACUCUGAGGGCCACUUGACCACCACCACUUCUUUGUUCCCACCAGCUACUACUUCUACUAUUGAGACCACCGACUCUAACGGUAACGUCGCCACCAAGACUGUUGUUGUUUGCGAGACCACUGACUCUGAAGGUAAGCACACCACUGUCACUGAAGUCUGCCCUGAAACCACCACCUACGUUACUAAGGACAAGGGUGGAAAGGACACCACUGUCAGUGCUGUGAUCUACGAGACUGUUAAGGAAGGUACUGUCACUGUCUACACUUCUAUCUGCCCACCAGAGGGUAAGCCAACUGGCGAAGCUCCAACGGAAGGUGAACACACCAAGCCUGGUGCUCCUGCUGAGACCGGUAAGCCAGGUAAGCCAGAGGCUCCAGCUGGUACUGCCAAGCCUGAGGCACCAGCCGAGACUGGUAAGCCAAAGGGUCCUGCUGAGACUGUUGCUGGUGAGACUAACCAAGGCCCAGCUGGUACUGUCGCUGGUGGUCCAAACGAAGGUCCAGGUGAGACCGUUGCCGGCGAGACAAACGAGGGUCCAGGUGAGACCGUUGCUGGUGUCCCAGUCGCUGGCUCGACUUUGAACACUGUUUCCACUGGUGCUCCUGCUGGUACUGAGGCUCCACAGGCUGUUUCUACCUACGAAGCCGGUGCUGGUGUCCCACUGUUCGGUCCUAAGUGGCUCCUUUCCCUUGCAAUCCUCGCAGUACUUUAA
Messenger RNA from Candidozyma haemuli, 2190 nucleotides. RefSeq lists its product as uncharacterized. The record is from RefSeq and is a predicted model, not a curated record. NCBI's taxonomy places the organism in Eukaryota, Fungi, Ascomycota, Pichiomycetes, Serinales, Metschnikowiaceae. The transcript has a single exon. The coding region runs from base 1 to 2190 and encodes 729 amino acids.